CAGCGCGGUCACACUGAAGGUGGAGUGAAACGGCAACAACAACAACUGGGCUGCGGAUUUGUGGAAAUUUCCGCAAAACCAAAAUAAAAAUAGACUUGUGCCAACUUGCAAGCGAUGCACAAAGGGGCGCCACCUUGGCAAGUGGGCGGUGCCAACGAGGCAACCGAUAUGGACGAGCUGGUGUCCAGUAGGCGGAGGAUUCCCAGCGAAGAAGAAGAGGAGGCUGCAUACAAACAACUACUGAUAAGAAGUGAAGGGUCCACAAGUCGCAGAAUACUACUUAUAGGAUUAAUCCUUGCCAUUAUCACGAUUACCCUGCCCUCGGGGAAUGCCACCCACAUCAGCGGACAGUUCCAGACGGGCGAUUUCUUCCAGUUCCUCGUCAAGUUCGGCUUCAACAAGGCGGAUCCCACACGGCGAAAUGCCUUUGGAUACAUUUACGGCAAUAUAACAUCAAAGGACAAAUAUGCUGCUCCUUUGACGCUCGUCGUUCUGGACAGGAGCACCUUCCUCGAGUUCUACGGUAAUCGCAGCCAGAGGAGCCGGGAAGCCGCCUGCAUGGGAAUGUUCUCCCGCCUCCAAAGAAUAGCCUACGAUUCCAAGUGUAAUCCUCGAGCGAAGAGGGACUUCUUGCGUCACGUACCCUGUCCUGUCAAUCAGCUCUGCAGCGAUGAAGAUGCACCCUCGAACGUCAUUCCAGGAUCACAGUUCACAUAUGUUAUUAACCUGGAAGCAGAACCCAGAUUUUGGUACCUCUCCUUGGUGGCCUGCUAUCAAAACGAGACCACCUGCCAAUGGCACGCCCACGAAAGUUUGCCCAGAUUCAGUAAAUUCAGCAGCAGCCUGCUCAAUACCCUCGACUACGACAUCAACCUGGUUAACCUGCAUCCAAACAACUCGGCCGCACAUCCACUGACCUACCAGUACUCGUACGAUCAGCAGAAUCUGCUGGAGAUGUACCUCGUGUUCAUGCUCGUCUAUAUAGUGCUGCUGCCCAUGCAAAUUUAUGCCGUGCGGCGGCAGAAGCAUCCAGUGACCAAGUUAUUCACCCUGAGUCUCCUAAGCGAAUUCGUUAGUCUGGCUCUGAUCACCGCCCAUCUGAUUCACUAUGCGGCCAACGGAGUGGGCGAACCAAAACUACAGGCGGCGGGAGAUGUUCUGGACAUUCUGAGCCGCACCACUUUCAUGCUUAUCCUGCUGCUGUUGGCCAAAGGAUGGGCUGUAACCAGGCAGCAAAUAAGCAGAACGGGUUGGAUUAUCCUGAUGUCCAUCUGGGUGCCAUAUUGCGCAUUUCAUGUGUUUCUUUACAUCUGGGAUAGGACGGAAGUAGAUGUGGUUUCCGACAUCGACGAAUACCAAACCUGGCCCGGUUGGAUAGUCCUAAUACUACGCACCUCCUUUAUGAUGUGGUUCCUUUACGAACUGCGCAACACAAUGAAGUACGAGCACUCGACCAAGAAACUGGAUUUCCUGCUUCACCUGGGCGCCUCCAGUUUGGUGUGGUUUAUUUACCUGCCCAUCGUGGCCAUUGUGGCGCUGCAGGUCAGCCCCAUGUGGCGUUACAAGUUGCUUCAGGGCAUAACCAACUCGGCGGACUGCAUGGCCUAUUGCGUGAUGACCGGCCUCUUGUGGCCUCAUCGAGCGGGUCAAUAUCUGCUGCUAGCAGGCACCAAGUAUGCUGGCAUGGAUGAGUUGGACGAGUUCAACGAGGCGCCGCACAUUGUUAGAGAACGUGAGAGGCGUCGCAAUUCCCCGCCCGAUGAUAUUUCGAUUAGCACGGGAAGCGGAGGUGGUCGGGGGAUGGUGCUAUCUACAAGCAUUCCACAUUCGCUGAACGGCGAUGCCUGCAAUGACCUUCUGGAAGCGGAGGAUCUUGACGCCGAGCUGCUCACCGAUCUAAACAAGAACAGCCACAUUGUGGCGUAGAUUCAAAGGGUUAAUUACAAACUGUAGAAGUCAAUUGUGCUAAAUGAGACACGGAAUGUUAAUCAUCCUAACAAUUAACCAUAGAUUUAUCUAGAUUAUUGUGGGUUGAUUCUGAUGAAGCCAUAAAGGCCAAAUGUAGUUUACUUCAGUUAGCAAAGACAUUAUUUCUGUCAAAAAUUUCAUAUCUACCGGAAAUAGUUUUACAUAGUUAAAACAAGAUAGUCCAUCCAUUGAAGAUUAUUAUUAUUUGAUAUAUUUUUUUGUUAUAGGUUUCAAAAAUCAAUCCACCAUUAUCUAGAUAUCAAAUUAUCUGCGUGUAUAUUCCAUAUAGUGUGUACCCACUUACAACGAAGUCAGAGCGAGUGCAAAAAAAAUGCAUCAGAGAUUGUUGUGUGAUUUUAUAUAAUAUGCUUGAAUUUAUAAUUAGUUUCUAGUUAACGCAUAGGAGAACGAUUCGAUUCGGUACAAUAAGCUUCAGCAUCAUCAUUUCGUUGCGGUAGUUAUUGCAUACGCUUACAUUUUAACGAACUACCGACUACCUAUAAAGAUAAGCAAAGAUCCCCAUUCAACCAAGCGGUAUUUUGAUAAGAACAAACCAAACACACGAGCCAACGUCUAGAGGAAACAACUUGAAAUUGCAAAAGAAAGAUAGUGAAAUAAAUGAAUCAUUUUUAGAUAAGUACUUUAA
This is a messenger RNA of Drosophila ficusphila, 2614 nucleotides long. RefSeq lists its product as uncharacterized. The transcript has 5 exons. Bases 115 to 1926 code for a protein of 603 amino acids. Lineage: Eukaryota; Metazoa; Arthropoda; Insecta; Diptera; Drosophilidae. Gene Ontology annotation, biological process: response to pheromone; G protein-coupled receptor signaling pathway. The record is from RefSeq and is a predicted model, not a curated record.